AUGUCCACUGUAGCUACGUAUAAAGACUUCAAGCUAGUGAAAGGGUAUCUGAAGGUUAGUGCGAAGGAAUGGGUCAAAACCGGAAAAAAGAAGCACGUAGAGAAGAUUAGAAAUGCUGCCGUUGUUUUGAUCCUCCGGGAUGCGACGCAAAAGCAGGAAGGCAUCACUAUCCGAGACAAUGUUACUCGCUGUGGUAGCGGCGCCUCCAAAGAUGUGUUUAUGCUUGACAACUACAAUUUUGUAGUUAAGAUGAUGACAGAUGAGAAAACCAAGUAUGAGUGGAGAGCAGAGCAGCAAAGAUUUGAUCGGUACAAACAUGUCGUGGAGAAAGAAAUGAUGUACUGUUUCGGGCAAAUCUUCUUGGAGAAAACCAGUACGGGAGAUGGUGAUUGUUUUGAAGGAAAUUCUGCAAUGGUAAAAGGUGAUGCAUCUAUCCUGCUUGCAGAGAAGUUGAUCUUCACCGGCAAAUCGAAACUGACAUCACUUUUCGUGACAAUGCAAUGCACGCCUCAGGCAUGGGAAUCAUAUGUUCAGAUGCAGGUCGAGAUUUUGCGUCUUCUGUUCCGGUUCGUGCAUCAUGAUGUGGUACCUUGGGAUGCCAAGAUUGAUAAUGUCGGCCUGGCAGAAGCAAGGGAGCCGCAUUCAGCUCCAGUCUGGGUAUUUUGCGAUCUGGAUGGACUGCGAGACACGACAGAGUAUCCAAAUGUUGGAGGCUCUUUCAAACAGAUUUUGGAGACCAUGGUCAACCAAGAUCGCUUCCUGAUGCAGCCUCACCAAAACGAUGCGAUCGCCCAUGGCUGGCAAGCUCCUUAUGAAAAAGUGCAAACUUUGAUACUGGAAGCUUUGGUGACUCACGAAAUGGGCACUGAACGCUGGACGUUUCCAUCUCCGAGUCCGCCUUAUUUGAAAAGCCUGGAAACGCAGAUGCUGGCAGUGAAACCUGAGACGGGAGACAAGGAGGCGAACUUCCCAUAUCCUUUCACCCAAAAUUUGUUGCCGAGGACAUCUGCUUCCGAAGUGCAUCGUGCAGCAGCUUCUUCGCAUGCUGUCACUGCGCCAAUGGCACCUCCUCCUGCGGCAUCCCCAGAUGCAAGCAUGAAAUCAGCAAGUGAGAUAGCCAUGGGAUCGGAGUAUCAUUCGACGGGCAGUGGAUUUCAUCGUGGCUUACCACAGAGAGGCUGA
Molecule: messenger RNA, 1182 nt
Organism: Cladocopium goreaui
Lineage: Eukaryota; Dinophyceae; Suessiales; Symbiodiniaceae
Source: the annotation of a GenBank genome assembly